Messenger RNA from Monoraphidium neglectum, 474 nucleotides. RefSeq lists its product as hypothetical. The record is from RefSeq and is a predicted model, not a curated record. Lineage: Eukaryota; Viridiplantae; Chlorophyta; Chlorophyceae; Sphaeropleales; Selenastraceae. The coding region runs from base 1 to 474 and encodes 157 amino acids. The transcript has 3 exons.
AUGUGGCACGGCAUGACCGGCCGCCGAUUGGCCCGGCGCCAGCAUGCCGCGGCCGUGCGCAACGGGACAGCAGGGCUGGGACCGCCCGCGGCCUCCCAAUGUGCAGCGGCCGGCGGAUCAGCCGGGCUGCAGAGCGGGGCGGAUCUCAUCGCACGAUCCAUCCCGUGGCAGCUGCGGCGCGCGCCCUGCGCCGCCGGCUAUGCGGCUAAAAAGCUCAAAGGUUCCAAGUGCAUCAAAUGCGCCAAGGGCCUGUUCGCGCCGGCGGCCAAGAUUGGCAGCUUGAUCUGCGGGAAGUGCCCCGCCAACACCGUGCUCAACGUCUACAGCAACCGCUGCGUGGGCCUCCCCGGCUACAUCGUGAACGACGACGGCACAGUGCGCGAGUGCAGCGUUGACAAGUUCUGCAUCAACAAUGUGGAGCGCGACUGGUGGGCCGCCCCGCCCUGCCGCGCCCCGAAGCGACGGGAGAUGUGA